This is a messenger RNA of Bactrocera tryoni, 1654 nucleotides long. RefSeq lists its product as uncharacterized. The record is from RefSeq and is a predicted model, not a curated record. Lineage: Eukaryota; Metazoa; Arthropoda; Insecta; Diptera; Tephritidae. The transcript is spliced from 3 exons. The coding region runs from base 1 to 1590 and encodes 529 amino acids.
AUGGGCACCAUCACAAUCAAACAAGCAUCACAAAAUGAGAUUGUGUUAGUGCGCUUACUGUGGGACCAAGCGUACCAGCAACCAAAAAUAAUCAGUCUGCUUGCAGAUGUCGAACGAGCAGGUCUAUGUCGCACGAAGCCGCCUUGCUACGAAUACGUAUAUCACGGUGUUCUUGGUCAAGCGACGAAAUUCGGCUGGAUAUUAUCUGGCAUAGUUAAAGCAAAAGUUACUGGCAAAAUAACGACAGCGGUAACUAAUUUGGAACGAUUUUGGGAAAUCGAAGACAUAUCAACUGAUGAUGAUGUACAAGAAGAUGACACCACCUUGAAGCAGUACGAAGAAACUACCAAAAGAGAUGCAGAUGGCAGAUUUAUUGUGGAAAUUCCAUUCAAAAAAGAUAAAGAAUUAGGAGAAUCACGUAAGAAGGCAGUAGCGCGUCUAAUAUCAAUGGAAAACAGAUUCAAGAGCAACAGUAAACUCAAAGAAGAAUACAGCAAAUUCAUCAAAGAAUAUAUAGACCUUGGCCAUAUGAGAAAAGUUGAUGACAAACAAAAGAGAAUACAAAAUGCAGUAAUAGAAUUGCUGAUAGAUUUAAACCAAGGAAGAAUAAAUCCAACACUUUUGACUCCAACACAAUUACAAACAGAACUGAUGUUAAUAAAGGACAAACUGCCAGCAAAGUUGUUAAUACCUGGACAACAAACCAACACACAACUAAGAGAUGUAUACAAUUUGAUGAAAACACGAGGAUUAAUUGUGGACGAUAAAUUAGUCAUAAAGGCAGAACUACCUUUAAUUCAAAGUGAAUCAUCUGAAAUAUACAAACUAAUAGUAAUUCCACAUGAAUAUAAUGGAAGACUAUUAAAAGCAAAACUAAGAAACGAAUUUUUAGUUUACAACUUUGGACUUAACUCAUAUUUUUUGAUGUCACAAGCAGAAUUAAAUAAAUGUACAAAAAGCCUCAACAACCAUUUAAUAUGCAAAGGAAAAUCCCCAUGGCAACCUGCUUUAGAUCAAACAUGCGAACUUUCAGCGUUGUUAAAAAGCGGACACACCAACUGUAAAUAUGAGGAAGUGACUAAAUCAAUAUUUUGGUCAGAACUCUUUGAAGAAAAUACCUGGAUCUUUAAAGUGUUCAAAAAUUCUACGAUCCAUCUAGACUGUCAAAAGGGCAAAACGCAGAUAUUGGAUAUUCCGGCACAAGGAAUUCUUUCAAUCAAAGCUGGCUGUACUGCAAGAUAUGAAAGUAUCACCUUAAUCGGUAUGCAAAUAUUUAAAAUGCAGAGCGACAUCAAACCGACGUUGGACCCGAUCGUGACAACUAUAAAGGAAAUAGCGGAGGACCAUAUAACUACUCUUCAAAUAAGUAGAAUAGACGACAACGAACAGCAGAGAAAGCUACGAGAAGACAUUGACAAGAUCAGCAACAACGAAUUAAAAUUAAGUGAGUUAAAUUUAAGAAACCAUAGCGGACAUAUAUCUUUAGUGUUAGUAGUAAUUGUAAUACUAUGCCUUUUAAUACUAUAUUUCCGUUAUAAAUGUAAAGCGAAUCAUGCUGAUAGAAUCAUUGUCAAUAUUCCCAACCGGUAGAAUAUUAAUUACAUAAAAAAUACAGUCCACUAAUAAUCAUUUCUUUCCCUCGGCAAUAUGUUCA